Molecule: messenger RNA, 1834 nt
Organism: Drosophila erecta
Lineage: Eukaryota; Metazoa; Arthropoda; Insecta; Diptera; Drosophilidae
Product: allantoinase
Exons: 4
Coding region: 133-1587 (484 amino acids)
Biological process (GO): allantoin catabolic process; purine nucleobase catabolic process
Cellular component (GO): cytoplasm
Molecular function (GO): cobalt ion binding; zinc ion binding; allantoinase activity
Source: RefSeq, a predicted model, not a curated record
GAGGGACAGGGUGUGCAUAGAAGAAUUGCUCUCUUCAGCCGAAAGCUCUCCCAUGAUCUCCGAAAAUAGAUGAAUAUGUAGAGUAGACAGCUAAAGUAGAAGAAACUCGCUCAGUAGUCAGCUGCUAUUAGAAUGAAUCUGUUGUUUCUCAGCCGGCGAAUUUUUACGGGCGAUGGCACCCAAAACGACCUGAUCCAUGGCGGCAUUGUCGUGGACACCGAGGGCAUUAUACGAAGAGUGCUGCGUUCACCGCAGGAGGUCAACACCUAUUUGUACAACACAGAAUCCGAAUCGGUAUACGAUUUUGGGGACCUGGUACUGAUGCCGGGUCUGAUUGAUGCCAAUGUCCAUAUCAACGAGCCGGGUCGCAGGGACUGGGAGGGAUUUACAAGUGCCACCAAGGCGGCGGCAGCUGGUGGCUUCACCACAAUCAUCGACCGACCCACCAACGCCCAACCACCCACCGUUAGUGUGGCCCAUCUCAAGGCCAAGACAUCGACGGCCCGCGGAAAGAUCUAUGUGGACGUGGGCUUUUGGGGUGGUCUGGUGCCCGGAAACGGGGCUCAGCUGGCUCCCCUUUUGAGUGCCGGUGUCAUGGGUCUGCAGUGCACACUGUGCGAUCCAGCGGCGCCCGUCUCCCAGGAAUUUCCCGCCGUUAACGAGGCUCAGCUGGAGGAGGCUCUUUCCCAGUUGGACAAGGAUCAGGCUGAAGGUGAUGCUCUAAUAGCGGUGCACGCCGAACUGCCGCUGACCACCGAAAUCCAGCCCGACGAAGAGGCGCCCCGGGAGUACGGCACAUUCCUGGUGACCCGUCCAGCCCAAAUGGAGAUUUCGGCGACGCAGCUGCUCUGCCGACUGGCGGGUCGUCACCCGCGGCGCUGCAUACACAUCCUGAACUGCAGCAGCGGCGAAAGUCUGCCGCUGGUGGAGGAGUGUCGCCGGCAGGGCGGGAAUCUAACGGUGGACACCUGUCCGCAUUACCUGGCCCUGGCGGCCGAGGAUGUGCCCAAUUGCGGCACGGAGUACAAGACCUGGCCACCGAUUCGGGAGCGCCGCAAUCAGGAGCGGUUGUGGCAGGCUAUACGGCUGGGCGGAGCCAUCCGGAUGAUUGGCAGCGAUCACUCGCCGGCGACGCCGGGCGCACGCGCCCUUACCUGUGGCAGGGGGCGUGGCAACUUCCUGAAGGCGUGGCCGGGCAUCAACUCGCUGCAACUCAGCUUGCCGGUCGUGUGGACGGCGGGGAAACGGAGGGGAUGCAACUUGACCAUCGCGGACAUCCAUCGUCUGAUGUGCCAGGAGCCGGCGAACCUGUGCGGCUUGUCCGCCUCGAAGGGCCGCAUUGCCGAGGGCUACGAUGCGGACUUCUGUGUGUGGAGUCCCGAGGAGGAGUUCAGCGUGGGUCCGGAGCUGCUCCACACGGCCACGAAGGCCACCCCGUACGCGGGUCAAAGGUUGCGCGGCGUGGUGCAUGCCACGGUGGUGCGGGGCCUGCAUGUAUACCAGCAGUUCGAGGGCUUCGGCCAGCCGCUGGGCAAGGUGCUACUCCGGAGGAGCAGCCGAAAACUGGUCAAGUUCGUGAGCAUGUGAGGGAUGGGACGGCAGCACGUUGGACGUCAAAUGGACUUAGGUGAACUGGGGUGGACUGGGGUGGACUGAGCUGGAUCGGGGGCAAACUUUGUUAAUUAAAAUCAUUAGGAGUUUGGCCCUUGCUCGUUGAUAUUCCGUAGUCAACUUGCCUUCUUAGCGAUACACUUACCCAUGGGUAUAGUUAUUUUUUUCCAGCAAAUGCUUCCAAAAAUUAGCCCUUCUUACACCUCAUCUUUAAACAGUAACU